Messenger RNA from Symbiodinium sp. CCMP2592, 2214 nucleotides. NCBI's taxonomy places the organism in Eukaryota, Dinophyceae, Suessiales, Symbiodiniaceae. The record is from the annotation of a GenBank genome assembly.
AUGACUAUGAAACGCACCAUUCUGAGUGCGGCCGCACUGCUCGUCUCUGCGUCCGCCCUGCCGUUCGCCGCGUCCGCCGUGGCGCAAGACGCCGGCACAUCCGCGGACACGGUUCGCGAUGUCGUCACAGUGACGGCCCGCCGUCGCGAGGAAAGCCUGAAGGACGUCCCGGUGGCCGUGUCCGCCCUCUCAGCGGACCAGCUCGACCAGAUCGGGGCCCAGGACAUCACGACCUUGCAGGCGAUCACCCCGAACGCCACCGUGCAGGUCGCACGCGGCUCGAACUCCACCCUGAUCAGCUUCAUCCGCGGCGUGGGUCAGCAGGAUCCGCUCUGGGGCUUUGAGCCGGGCGUGGGCCUGUACAUCGACGACGUCUAUGUGGCGCGUCCUCAAGGCGCCGUGCUCGACAUCUUCGACAUCGAGCGCAUCGAGGUUCUGCGCGGCCCGCAGGGCACGCUCUACGGCCGCAACACCAUUGGCGGCGCGAUCAAGUAUGUCACAGCCCGCAUGGAUGGCGACCCGACGCUGAUGGCGCGCGUGUCCGGCGGCUCCUAUAAUCAGCUCGACUACAUGGUGUCGGCGUCCACGCCGCUGUCAGACACUUUCGCCGUUGGCGGCGCCUAUGCGCGCUACACCCGUGACGGUUACGGCGAGAACCUGACCACGGGUCAGGAUCACUACAACAAGGAUGUCACGGCUUUCCGCCUCAGCGCGGAAUGGACCCCGACAGACGAUCUGUUCUUCCGCCUUGCGUAUGACCGCGUCGAGGAUGAUUCCAAUCCGCGUCAUGGUUCGCGGAUCCUGCCGGGGGCUCUGCCGGGCUCCACGCCGCUGGAUGACAUCUAUGACACCCGCGCCGGCCUUGUGGGCGAGAACUCGGUCUCGACCGAAGGUUUGUCCCUGACGGCGGAAUGGAAUUUCAGCGACACGCUGACCUUCAAGUCGAUCACCGCCUAUCGCGAGGGCGAUACCGACACCAUCAUCGAUUUUGACAACACGCCGACCCCGGUUCUGGACAUCCCGGCCUAUUACGCCGACGACCAGUUCACCCAGGAAUUCCAGCUGGCCUAUGAAGGCGAGCGGAUGCAGGGCGUUGUCGGCGUCUACUAUCUCGACAGCACGGCCGAGGGCGCGUUCGACACCGUGGCGGGCCUUCUGGGCAUCACCAUCGGGACCGGCGGCAGCGUGGACACCGAGAGCUACGCCAUUUUCGGCGACUUCAGCUAUGACGUGACCGAUCGUCUGCGCGUCUCGCUGGGCGCUCGCUACACGGAAGACAAGAAGACCGGCGACGUCUUCCGCGCCAACUAUCUGGGCGUCGGCCGCACGCCGCUGACCGGCGGUCCGGCGGCGACCCCGAUCCUGCUGCGCACCGAUUACACCAGCGAGCGCAGCUUCGAUCAGUUCACCCCGCGACUGUCGGUCUCCUAUGAUCUCAAUGAUCAACUGACCGGCUACGCCUCCUACAGCCAGGGCUUCAAGUCCGGCGGUUUCGACAUGCGCGGCGACGCCAUCCUGACGCCGGACACCGUGAACGGCUAUGAGCCGGAAACCGUGGACAGCUUCGAGCUGGGCCUGAAGGGCGAGAAUAUCGGCGGCGUGCUGAACUUCAGUUCCGCCCUGUUCUGGUCUGACUAUCAGGAUCAGCAGGUGACCACCCAGGUCCCGACCGCGACCGGCAUCGCCAGCUUCGUGGACAAUGUGGGCCAGUCCACCAUCUACGGCGCCGAGCUGGAAGGGUCGCUCUUCCUGACCGAAAACCUGACCGCCAACUUUGCUCUCGGCUGGCUGCAGGCGGAGUUCGAUGAAUUCCUGCGUUAUGACCUCGUGGCUCAAGCCUAUGUGGACAUUUCCGAUCAGGUCGUGUUCCAGAAUUCGCCCGAAUGGAGCGGCUAUCUGGGGCUGACCUACACAGCGGAAGCCUUCGGGGGCGACCUGGCGGUUACGCCGUCGAUCUCCUACCGUGACAGCUACAGCCAGUUCGAAUUCCCGAACCCGCUGCUGGAUGAAGACGGCUACACUCUGGUGGACCUGUCCGCCGUCUGGAGCGCGCCGAAUGAACAUUGGGAAAUCGGUCUUCAUGGCCGCAACCUGACCGAUGAGGAGUAUCGCAUCGGCGGUUACAACUUCCCGGGCGCCAUCUUCGACGACUCGGUUGUGGCCUUCUAUGGCCCGCCGCGGACCUUCACCGCGACCCUGACCUACCGCUAUUAA